Molecule: messenger RNA, 1926 nt
Organism: Diutina rugosa
Lineage: Eukaryota; Fungi; Ascomycota; Pichiomycetes; Serinales; Debaryomycetaceae
Product: glycine-rich domain-containing protein
Exons: 1
Coding region: 1-1926 (641 amino acids)
Source: RefSeq, a predicted model, not a curated record
AUGGACUUCCGGCAAGUGCUAGCCCUGGCUCGCAAGCGGGACCAUCUGAUCCACCGGUACUUUGACGGUGAUCCCUCCCCAUGGCCAUGGGAACCACCACCACCACCACAACUGUCGCUGAAGCUGACUAACGCUGUCGCCAAUUAUGUCAAUAGCAGUGGCACCCGCCAACCAUCACUACGAAAACCUCACAAAAAUCAUAUGCCGCUGGUGGCUGACCUUGUAUGUCAUUUGAGGCUCCUUCGGGCUUUUGACGUGUGCAAGAAAACGGUACUUGGCGCCGACGACAGCGAUGAGCUAACCCGAGAUAAACGGUGGCAGAUCUAUGUGCUGAACGCUGUACGCCGGUUUACCGUAUUUGUCAGGGCUGUCCACAAGUUUUCCGCCAAAGAUCAUGUUCGCUGGUUUUUAGAAGACGAUGAGGAGCUGAGGUUUAGGGAAGGUAUCCGAAAAGAUCGCAACUUCAUGAACCGCAUGGUGGCCAUUCUACCUCCAUUGGACGUAGUGAUGGUGUGGCAUGCCUUUCUCCUUAUGCCCCGAACGAUGUAUGAUCAUUUCAUGCGUAGUCAGUUUACGCAAUUUGCCAUGUUUCCUUUACCACUAAGGCUCAUCAGCAAUGCCAUCGAUAACGAUACGUUCAUUUACGACCCUGCCAUCCAUUUCAAACAAACGUAUCAUACCGUGGUGCUGAGCUAUACCGACAAUUAUCGCGAUCUCAUUUACCAUAUCGAUAAACUUGACCAAUGCCAGCAAUUGGUGGAUGUGUUCUGCCCUGUAUGUCACGAGAUACUUGUGGAAAACGUUUCCUGGACUCUGAAUGAUAACACAGGUUUCUGUGACCUGGGAUUUGUCCAUGCCAUCAGCCUAUCUUAUUGCAAGUGUUUCCCCACUGAAAAAAUCGUUAACCACGAUUUGUUACGACGACGACAGCUCUACGCCGACAUUCAUCGAACUACCGCAUUAGCUGGUAGUUAUAAGUAUUUCUCCAGCAUCAUCAGUCCUCGUGAGUUCCGCCACCGUGACGUCAACGCCAUCAACGACAAUUUGAAAGAAACUUUAAGGCGGAAGCUAGCAAAGUUAAAGCGGAUGCUGCUCACAGAAUUCGUUGAAAGUCUCAAUUCGCUGCGUCAAGGCCACAAGCUUAACCUUCUUCUCCGCAAUUAUCUCUUGAUGAACCCCAUACAUUGUACAAUACCAGGAGAAGGUUUUGAAGUAUGGGAAGAUUUGGUGGGCGCAGUACUACGUCAAGAGAGAUUCACCCAGGCAAUGAACGAUAUCGACUGGCUUCAUCAGGACCAAAUAUCGCAUGGGUUAAAAGAGCUGAUCAAGCGCUAUGCCCGCUUCUUCUCUUUAAUCACUCACUAUGACCAGCAACAAAUUCUAGUACCAACGCUCGAUAUUGAUUUGGUAUGGCACACCCACCAGCUCCUGAUGGCGUUCUAUUUCGAGGAUUGCAUGCAUGCUGGCUCGGGGUGUGUCGUUGACCAUGAUGACAAAGUCGAGUCAGCCCGUCUUGACGGAGGGUUCACCGCUACAGCAAAACUCUACCGCUCACACUUUAACGAGUCCUAUCUGCUGUGUUUCUGUAAGUAUUGUGUGGGCUGGCGCCAGCAACGACGAAGACGUUGGUCUCAAGUAAUUAUUGGUGGUCGAGAAGAGAAUAUAGUGGGACCACCAGAUAAUACCCAUAUCUCCAUUCAUAACGCCGUUGAGCUUCCCCUGUUACUGGCAUCAAUGCAACGCCAACAAGUGAGACGUCGGUAUCAGGACUCAGUCACAUUACCGUGGGAGGAUCAUGAGUUACUUUAUUACGGGAACAAUCCUAAGCAAUAUGUGGUGCCACCAACAGCACCGUUUCUGGGAGAAAAUAUCCAUGUCUUCGGCAACGGUCUCUGUUGUACAGUCCGGGACUACGGGCCUGCUUGA